This is a messenger RNA of Nelumbo nucifera (sacred lotus), 1370 nucleotides long. RefSeq lists its product as uncharacterized. The record is from RefSeq and is a predicted model, not a curated record. NCBI's taxonomy places the organism in Eukaryota, Viridiplantae, Streptophyta, Magnoliopsida, Proteales, Nelumbonaceae.
UUGGCAUCAACAAGAGGGGAGGGUAGCAGAUAGAAAGAAAAGAGGUGUAGUGACUAGUGAGAAAACUAGCUAGAGAUGGAUAGAAGGAAGACAUGCCUUUUAGUGACCACCUUUCUUAUUGUGUUUUUCUUCAUGGAAGCCGACUUUGUUCAGGCUCAAGGCAAGGGUAAAGGAAACGGAAAUGGCAACGGGAACGGGAACGGGAACGGCAACGGCAACGGGAACGCAAAGAAGAACCUCGAUGCUGCAUCGACAAAUUACAUGGUACUGACGCCAAAGAAGGGGACAGGGCAGGAACGAGCACUGUGUAUGGCAAGAGGGCGUUGCUAUCUCAAGAUCCUUCAGUGCCCUGCCCAGUGCACUCUGCGGAAGCCUAAGAAGAACAAGAAGGUCAAGGGAUGCUUCAUCGACUGCAGUAGCACUUGCGAGACCACUUGCAAAUUCAGGAAACCCAACUGUAAUGGAUAUGGCUCGGUCUGUUACGACCCCAGAUUUGUUGGUGGUGACGGUGUGAUGUUCUACUUUCAUGGAGCUAAGGGAAGGAAUUUUGCCCUCGUAUCAGACGAUGAGUUUCAGAUCAAUGCACACUUCAUUGGUACCCGACCCGCAGGGAGGACCCGCGACUUCACCUGGGUGCAAGCCCUCUCCGUCAUGUUCGGCUCUCACACUCUAGACCUUGCUGCAAAGAGAGUUUCUCAUUGGGAUGAUAACGUCGAUGCUCUCAUUGUCCGAUGGGACGGUGACACCGUUCAAGUACCCACUGACGGAGAAGCUGAGUGGAGGACUCACGAUGAUGAUGGGAAGAGAGAGGUUGUGGUAGAGAGGACCGAUGACACCAACAGUGUAAGGGUGACGAUAACCGGAUUGCUAGAGAUCGACGUGAAGGUGACGCCAAUCGGAGCAGAAGAGAACCGGGUACACAACUACCAGUUGCCAGACGACGAUGCCUUUGCUCACUUGGAGACUCAGUUCAGGUUCGCAAAUCUGACGGACUCAGUUGAGGGUGUUUUGGGUAAAACCUACAGGCCAGACUACGUCAGCCCCGUCAAGGUUAGCGUCCCCAUGCCAAUGAUGGGAGGGGAAGACAAGUAUCAGACCCCAUCCUUCCAUUCAACCGUCUGUGCGGCUUGCAGGUUCCAAAGGGUGCCGUCUGUGACAACCACCAUCAACGAGGUGGCUCAAUACUAAUGAAAGGGGAUAACAAAGACUAUUCUACUUCUUACCCUGAUCAAACUUUAUGAAUUUAUGAUCCCACAUUGUUCUGUUUAAAGCUAUAUAUGUUCUCUGAUUUAAACAAUGAAAUAAGGGCCCGAAGUAACAAUUUGCCCAAUACGUGUACUAUUAAUAAAUUCCAUCUGAAAUUUUAAGCA